CCGGCGCCGGGGCGAGUGUCCGCGCGGCCGGGGCCCGAGCCGCACCCGAUACAGGCGCGGGCGCCCGUGCUCGCGGCCCGCGGAGAGAGCGAACGCGGGUGGAGGCUGCUGAGGGCGGCCCAGUAGCAGCGCAGCGCGUCAGCGGGUCCCCACGCCCUCGCUGGCCGCAACCCUCCGUGCGGAGGGCUUAGGGAGGCCGGACCGGGAAGGGGGAGGCGACGGGCGGGACCGGCGCAUUCUCCUCCGCAGAGCCUGGUAAACAGCUGGCUUUGGUUACACGCCUGAGGGUGAAGACGGCUCAGAGCUGGAGCCCUUGGGCAGGUGGUGUCGGUUCCCCCCCGAGUCAGGCCUCUUCUGACGUUUUCUUCGGGAGCCCGGCUUCACAUUUAUUCAUAUGGAUCUGUCUCCUGCAGCAGCCGUAACGGGUUUCAAAUCACACCAACCUUCUACUUCUUUUCGGUCUAACCGUUAAGUCUCCCCGGCUCUCAGAUAGCAAAAACCCCAAAUAGGCUGGCCUGUUGUUACCAAACAGGUAAACAAACGGCUCGCUCUUUUUCCUUGGGCACUUUACUAAGUUCUUCCAGUUCAUUCUAAUAGAUUUGUUCUGUUAUCGCGAGCCAGUUCAGUCAUUACAGCUUCUGUAACAUCAAAGACUAAAAUAAUGAAGCUUUUUUUCCUGUAAAAAAUGUUUAAUUUCUGUUUCAACAAGAAAUUUGAUCUGUCGUAUCUUUCAUGAUUCCAGUCUUUGCUUCUCUUACCACUUUUUUUUGUGGCAGUCCCGAUCCCCGCCUGACGCAGACUGCACUUAUCUUACAAGUCUAAGGAUAUAGGAGAGGGAGACUAAGGGUCUUCUAACCAUCCCUGCAAGUUCUGGGCUCCACAUUUGUAACUACCUUACUCUGUUCUGCUGCUGACUGCAGCAGCCCUUCAUGUCUUUGUGGCUCUAGAAUGAAACUGAAGGCCAUUGGCUUACCACUGGAGAAAUAAAGGACAUUGCCAGAUCGACUCUUCUGACUGUAACAAUGUUAGCCCCAUGCAAAAGGACGACCAGUUCUUCACGCUCCCAAAUCCUUCUAAUGUGGAAGCCAAACAAGGCUCAUUGUGGACCCCACAAUGUUGAGAAGGAAAUCCUUGCAUCAAGACUCUUACGCAACACUGAGACCUGUCGACAAAAUUUUAGGAAUUUUCCAUAUCCAGACCUGGCUGGUCCUCGAAAGGCACUGAAUCAACUCCGAGAGCUCUGCCGUAAGUGGCUGAGGCCUGAGAUUCGCUCAAAGGAACAAAUCCUCGAGCUGCUGGUGCUGGAGCAAUUCCUGACCAUCCUGCCUGGGGAGGUUAGGACUUGGGUGAAGUCCCAGUACCCAGAGAACAGCGAGGAAGUGGUGACUCUGGUGGAGGAUUUAACUCAAAUUCUAGAAGAGGAAGCUGCUCCUCAGAGCUCAGCCUUUUCCCAAGGGACCCCAGAAGAAGACCCGAAAGGAAGACAUGCUUUCCAGGCAGGGUGGUUAAAUGAAUUGGUGACCAAAGAAUCAAUGACAUUCAAAGAUGUGGCUGUGGAUAUCACCCAGGAGGACUGGCAGCUAAUGCGUCCUGUGCAGAAGGAACUGUACAAGACUGUGACGCUACAGAACUAUUGGAACAUGGUUUCUCUGGGACUGACAGUGUACAGACCAACUGUGAUUCCCUUAUUGGAAGAACCAUGGAUGGUGAUAAAAGAAAUCUUAGAAGGCCCUAGUCCAGAACGGGAAACAGAAGCCCAAGAGUGUACUCCAGUUAGGCAUAUUUCUAAACCCACAAAGGAUGGAACUGAGACCAUCAAAUUGGAAGAACCAUAUGACUAUGAUGACAGAUUAGAGAAGCAAGCUACAGCUACCUUUUGGAAGAUUCCCCAUAAUGAAAGAAAUUUCAGGCUGAAGUCAGUCCUUUCACAGGAAGAUGAUCCUACAGAAGUGUGUCAUAGUGAAUAUAAUAUAUACAGAAAUGAUUUCAAAAAGCAUUCAAAUCUAAUUAUACAGUUUGGUGCCCAAUCAGAUAAUAAAAAUACUUAUAACGAAGGCAGAGCAACCUUCAGCCAUGUUUCAUAUGGUAUUGUACAUAGAAAAAUACUUCCUGGAGAGAAGCCUUACAAAUGUAAUGUGUGUGAGAAAAAGUUUAGGAAAUACCCAUCCCUCUUGAAACACCAAAGUAGCCAUGCCAAAGAGAAAUUAUAUGAAUGUGAAGAGUGUGGAAAAGAAUUUAGGCAUAUCUCAUCCCUUAUUGCACAUCAGAGAAUGCAUACAGGAGAAAAACCAUAUGAAUGCCACCAGUGUGGUAAAGCCUUCAGCCAGCGUGCACACCUUACUAUACAUCAGAGAAUUCAUACCGGAGAGAAGCCCUAUAAAUGUGAUGACUGUGGAAAAGACUUCAGUCAGCGUGCACACCUUACUAUACAUCAAAGGACUCAUACUGGGGAGAAACCCUAUAAGUGCUUGGAAUGCGGGAAAACCUUCAGCCACAGUUCCUCACUGAUUAAUCAUCAGAGAGUUCAUACUGGAGAAAAACCUUACAUAUGCAAUGAAUGUGGGAAAACUUUCAGUCAGAGUACACACCUUCUUCAACAUCAAAAAAUACAUACCGGAAAGAAACCAUAUAAAUGCAACGAGUGUUGGAAAGUUUUUAGUCAGAGUACUUACCUUAUUCGACAUCAGAGAAUUCAUUCUGGAGAGAAGUGUUAUAAAUGUAAUGAAUGUGGAAAAGCCUUUGCUCAUUCCUCAACUCUUAUUCAACAUCAGACUACUCACACUGGAGAGAAAUCCUAUAUAUGUAACAUAUGUGGGAAAGCCUUCAGCCAGAGUGCAAACCUUACGCAACAUCAUAGAACACAUACUGGCGAGAAACCAUAUAAAUGCAGUGUGUGUGGAAAAGCAUUCAGCCAGAGUGUACACCUUACUCAACAUCAAAGGAUUCAUAAUGGAGAAAAACCUUUUAAAUGCAAUAUAUGUGGGAAAGCAUAUAGACAGGGUGCAAAUCUUACUCAGCAUCAAAGGAUUCAUACUGGAGAGAAACCCUAUAAAUGUAAUGAAUGUGGGAAAGCUUUUAUUUAUUCCUCAUCACUUAAUCAACAUCAGAGAACUCAUACUGGAGAGAGACCAUAUAAAUGUAAUGAAUGUGAUAAAGAUUUUAGCCAGAGAACAUGCCUUAUUCAACACCAGAGGAUUCACACAGGAGAGAAGCCCUAUGCAUGUCAUAUAUGUGGUAAAAGCUUCACCCAGAGUACAAACCUUAUUCAACAUCAGCGUGUUCAUACAGGGGCCAAGCAUCAUAAAUGAUGGAUAUGGGAGACUUCAUUUAGGUUUUACAACUUACUCAUUUAACUUUAUUUUGUACUCCCUGCGUUAAAACAUCAUUCAAAAGAAGUGCAAUGUACUUUAGACACUGCUCAGCACAAGUAUUGCAAUUAGUAAUGUGGAUAUUACCUAUUUAAAUUUAAUGUGAAAUUUAAGAAAACUUCAUUUCUUAACCCUUAUUUGAUACCAGUUUAGUUCAUUCCAGAAGAAACCCUAUAAAGGAGCACUCAAAAACCUGUAACUCAUCAACUUCUUUUGUAUUUCAAGCAGUUCUUAAUGAGGCCUUAUGAAUGUAAACUUGGUAAAGUUUCCAUCAAGUAGAGAUUUCACAUUAGAGAGAAUCCUGGGAUAAUUGAAAAGAAAAAGCUGCUUUCAGGUCUUUAUUUCUUCCCAGCAUUGAAGCCUUAAAUACAUAAAGGAUGCCCUUCCCUUUUCCUAAUAUGCCGAAACAGUCACAUGGAGCCAGUAGGUUUGCAAAAAAAAAAAAGUUGGAAGUAGUGGUUGAAGGAUUUCUAUGUGACCACUGUUUACACUUUCUUUAAAUACUGAAAUACUAUUAAAGGAAGAGGUUAGUGAAAGAUUGUUCCAAUAAAUUAAUGUAUAUAUAAUCCUUAGACAUGAACAAAUUUAAACAGGUUAAAAAUUAAACACCCAACCUUAAUCUUUAAAAUAGCCUUAGUUUCAGUUUUGACACCUGUCAUCCUGAAAGAAAAUACAAAAUUCCAUUUUUUUCCUGACUCCUAAAUUCAUAACUUAAGCUUCCCCUGUGACUGUUUUACUGUAGAAAGUCCACCUCUUCCACUGAAACAUGUUUCUUGAGUGCCUACUGUGCUCAGUGUCUGACAUUCCUAAUUGGAUUCUUUCAGAGCUUCUUAGUGCUGGAAAUCACAGCUGAUUUAAGCAACAAAGCUCUCUGUAGUGAACCAUAACAAAGGACAUGAAAUCUUAACUACUGUGUCAUGAAAUGAGCAUAAGAAACUCACUAAAAUGGUUGCCAAAUGGUACCCCAUAUCCCAUGACAGGGAAGUACUGAAAGCAGCUUUUUAAAUAGUGUAAAAGGUAGAUUUGAGUUCACUGCAGAAAUUAGGUUGGAAAAAAGUCAAGGUGAGGACUUAACAGUGAGGAUAGAGAAAACAGAUAACUUAUAACAUGAAAUGUUACUGGACUUGUUUACCUAAGAAAAUAAGAGUAACUAACUGAAUAAAACAAAAUUCUGCCUGUUCAUAAGAAACUCAAAGUGACUGAUUUUAAAGGAAUAAUUGGAGUUGGUACUCCUUUAUACAUAUAAGUAAAAUAGGGAUUAUUCUUACAGUAUCAGGAAAAAAAUUCAUUGGAAAAAAAUCAGAUGCAAAAACUGUCAUUGAUACAAUAAUCAUUAAAAAAUAACUGAGCUUGUGAUGUUAAACAUAAAAGGAAAAUGGCAGAAAUACAAACAGAAAUAGGUAGAAACGCUAUUGUAACGUGUGUAGCAUUCCACUAUCAGAAUAUAAGACCAUAUUCUGAGAGCUGAGAUUCUGUCUUGCUUUUGUUUCUUCAGUAUAUGUUGGUUGAAUUAAUGAGUAAAUAAGUAAAAAUUCAGAGUUGGGUAAUAAGGUAGAAUUAACUGAUAUGGAGUGAAAUUGAUAGAAUUUAAAAUAUUUUUUGUGCAUCCAUGCAAAGAAAUAUUUAUCAAAUUUUGGUCAUCUACUGGAUGAUAGGAACCACCUAAAUAUGAAGAUUUAGAAUCCCCAAAUAUUAACAAUGGGGAUAGUCCUAAGGAUAUCAGAGGAUAACUUUGUAUAGGAAGUUUUCCUGAGCUGAGGAAAAAUUGAUAUAAAUUCUGGAUCCAUAAAUACUAGUUUAAGCAUGUUUUGACCACACAGCUUCAUUUGGACAUUACUGUUUAUAUAAACAUCCUAUAAACAGGUGCCAAAGGAAAGACCUAGGGUGCUAGCAUCUUCAAGGCUUUCCUGUUGAGUGUUUUUAAGAAGUUACUGCUUCCCCUUGUCUUCACAUUGGUUAAUCUUGCUGUCAUGGAAUUAUCCUUCACAAAGUGCAGACUGUCUCCAGGUUGCAGUAAUACUCAAAUUAUGUUUAUGCCGUAGUUGUCAUGUUAGAAAAUAACCAAGAUGCAAUUUUUAUAAUGCCACUUCAAACUUUACACUUUUUUCUCCUGGAAUGAAUGUGUGGAGUAUUGCAGUCCAUUCCAUAGCACCUUUCUUUGCAUUAAUUUGUAUUUCCUGCCUUUAUGUGUUUUCUGUAAAUAAUGCAUUUAUAAAGACUUCGCUGAUAGACUGAAGCAAUUAAUGCCCUUAUAAUAAUCAUGGAGAAUCCUAGAUUUUUGUGUAUUUUUCCCUUUACAGUUGUUUGACCCACGUGUCAUUCAAGAUUUUUAGCAGAUAGUCCUAUUUCCACAACUUUUUAUUACAAAACUGUUAAAUAUACAGAAAGGUUAAAAAUAAUAAAAUGAACUGUAUAUCCACCACUUCGCUUUAAAAGUUAACAUUCUGCCAUAUAUUUUACUGAACACUUGGAAAGUAAUUUACAGAUAUAACACCUCACCCUUAAAUACUAAGCAUGCAUCUCAUAAAAUGAGUCUUUUAUACCACAGUACCACUACAUACCUCAAAAAAUGAACAGGAAAUCUCUUAUACCUAAUGCUUAGCCCAUGUUUAAAUUUUCUCUGUUGAUCCAGUCAAGUUGCACCAUUACUAUGUUAUUGUUAUACUAUUUAAUCUAUCUAGAGCAGUAUCCCACCUUUGAUUUUUUCCAUGAUUUUUAAAAUACAUCAGAUCAGUUGUAGAAUGUCUCACAUUCUGAUUAACAUUGUUUACAUGUGGUUUAUCUCACUCCUGUAUCCCCUGUAGUUUUUGUAAAUUAGCAUUUAGGAUCAAAGACUUGAUUAGAUUCAGGUUAAACACUUUUAAAUUAUUUCAUGGUGCAUCACAUCGAAAGACUGAUUAAUAUCUGGUUGACUUUCAGUGAUGCCAAAUUUGAUUGCUUGAGUGAGGUGGUAACCACUGUGUCUUCCCAAUGUGAAGAUACAUCUUUCCUGUUGCAGUCAACAAAUCUGUGAACUGACACUGGCUGCAUUGGGACAGCCUGUUUACCAACAACCUUUCACCUGGUGGUUUUAGUACCCAAAGACGAUCUUUGCCUGAAUCAAUUAUUUCAUCAAGGUUUGCAAAAUGGCAAUUCUCUAAUUCUGUCAUUUAUUGACUCGCCUUCUUCUGUAAGGAGAGCUUUCCUGCAUUAACUGGGAAUGCAACAGAGGCAGGGUGUGCUUAAAUUCUUUUCCUUUGUUCAGAGUAAGGAGUUGGCAAUGAUGACAAAUAAUUCAAUUUUUAAUUGGCCAUUACAGUCAAUUAUGACCACUGUUUCUAAUGCUCAGAUUGUCCCCAAUUUGGCCAGCUGGAGCCCUUCAAGUAGCUCUUGUGUCCUUUGACAUCCUUUCUCUAGUCUUUAGGCACCUAAUUGCCUUCUGACACAAGAUAUCUCAGGUUCACCAUGUACCUUCCAUGCCCCAGAUUUGGAAUGAGCCAUCCCUCAUCUGUAUCUUCUGGUAUCAAUUCAUUUGCAUGUGCCUGUAAACGUACUUAGUCCUCUAUUUCUGUUACUCUCCUCAUGGAUCUCUAUUUCACUACAGUCAUUAAUCUCCUUAGGACAGUAUAGCCAUUUGCAUGUGUACCAUACUUAUGUGUAUAAAUGUGUAAGUUCACAAGCAAUACAGUCAUCUGUAUAGAUGGCUGAAGUGAUGGCCAUGGUGCUGUACUGUUUUGCCUGAGGUCACACAGUCACACUGAUAGAAUAAGGAUGGGAACCCAUGACUUCAGCACUGAGUUCUUCCUAUAAAAUGUUAAUGAAAGUUCAGAGCACAAACAGUAUGUACCUACAAUUUUAUAAAAUGAUAUAUUUUGAUGAGACUAGAGCAUUGAAAGUUUGUUUUUGAUUCCCCUCCUAUAUAGUUUAAGUCCAAAUCUUUAAACUUGAAUAGCCCAACAGAGAAUGCACUCCCCCCUUCAACUCUUGUGUACCCCUAUAUCUUUCCCAACUUUCAGAAUCACACAGUCAAUGAUCACCUGGAACUAUUCACAAAUACCAUAAGUGGCUUCAUCUAAAAUGGAAUUUUUACCCCCAAACCUCCUCUUUAAUUCACCAUAACUUAGGGAGGCCAGAAGCCACUCUCUUCUUCGUCAGCAGUUUAGUCCUAUCGGUUUUUUACCUCCCCUGUGUUACAGUUGAUUCUCUCUUCUCUGCCACUGCCCACUGCCACUACAUCAUAUCAGGCUGUCAGCUCGUUUAUAUUAUUUCAUAGCCCAAUAAGUGUUCACCCUGACCCUAAUCUCACCACUUUCUAUAUAUCUCCCACCCUUUUGCCUAAGUCACCUGAAAACAUCUAACUGGUUCCAGCACCUGCAGCUGUGCAGGUUGAGUGGUGCAUGUGGCCCUGUCACCGUUGGCUUAAAAUCCUUCAGUAUCUUCUCAUGGUCAAUAGCCAUGGCUCUCAUUCUUUUUUUGUUUUUCUAUCAUUAAUAUACAAUCACAUG
Molecule: messenger RNA, 7852 nt
Organism: Manis javanica (Malayan pangolin)
Lineage: Eukaryota; Metazoa; Chordata; Mammalia; Pholidota; Manidae
Source: RefSeq, a predicted model, not a curated record